GCACGUGGUGCGGUUGCCUGGCGACGUAUCUAUAAAGCCUCCAAACUGAUGCCGACGCUGUUGUGAGACUGUGUGGAAUAAAAACUGGAAGAAUAAAAUGGCGGAAGAGGAAGAGGACACAGCUUCGGUUGAGAAAAACAUCAAUGAAGCAUUUGACGCUAAACCCUCAGUGCAGCAGCAGCAGCAGCAGCAGCAGCAGCAGCAGCAGCAGCAGCAGCAGCAGCAGCAGCAGCAGCAGCAGCAGCUCUCUGCAGACACAUACUACAAAUACGAGGAUCUGACCUCCAGACCAUUUGUCACACUCGGCUCUGAAAUCCCAGAAAACCUCCUGCACCUCUCCCACUCGUUCGGUUACGACAGUCGCCGUCGAGCGAACCUGCAGCUUCUGGACGACAGAACUCUGAUCUUCAUCGCGGGAAACCUGCUGGUGCUGCUCGACGUCGUCACCGCCGAGCACAAGUACCUGCGCUCCUGCGGUGGAGGAGGAAUCGGUGCAAUCACGGUUCAUCCGAGCCGAGAGUUCUUUGUCGCAGCGGAGAAGGGAAAGCAGCCAAACAUCCUCGUUUACGAAUAUCCAUCGCUACGACUUUAUCGCAUCCUCCGAGGUGGGACAGCGCAGGCGUUCAGCUCUGUGCAGUUUAACCACGACGGGAGCGUGCUCGCCAGUGUGGGCGGAGCCCCGGACUACAUGCUGACGCUGUGGAACUGGAGGCGGGAGGAGGUCGUGCUCAGGUGCAAGGCCAUCUCCCAGGAGGUCUACAGAGUCAGCUUCUCCCCGUACAACCCGGGUCUGCUCACGUCGUCGGGGUCCGGUCACAUCAAGUUCUGGAAAAUUGCCAGCACAUUCACUGGUCUUAAACUACAAGGACAUGUGGGACAUUUUGGAAUCACUCCGGCGACAGAUAUUGACGGAUACAUGGAACUUCCCGAUGGAAAGGUGGUGUCUGGGACAGAGUGGGGAAACUUGCUGCUCUGGGACGGAAACACUAUUAAGGCAGAGAUUUGCAGAAGAGAUGGGCGGAGCUGCCACACAGGGGCGGUCCAGCCUUUCGUCCUGGAUGACGGACAGCUGAUGACGAUCGGCUCUGACGGAGUGGUGCGGGCCUGGGACUUUGAGAGCAUCCAUGUCGCCGACGGUAACGGCGACAGCGGCCGGUUUGAGGUGGAGCCCAUGAACGAGAUGGUGGUCGGACGCAACGUGAGCCUCUCGUCUGUGGUGAAGAGUCCACAGACCGACGCCUUCAUCUGGUUUGCUCAGGAUUCCAACGGAGCAAUCUGGAAACUGGAUCUGUCGUUCACCAACACGACUCCUGAUCCGGAGUGUUUGUUUUCAUUCCACGCCGGAGCCAUCAAAGGUCUGGACGUGUCACAGAAAUCACAUCUGAUGGCCACGACCGCUCCAGACCGUUCAGUCAGAGUUUUUGAUUUCCUGUCAAAAACUGAAGUGACCACGAGUCGUUUCAAUCAGGGAGGAACCGCCCUCAUCUGGGCUCCGCCUUUGGUGAAGGAGAGUGGAGGUUUACUGGUGACGGGUUUUGAGGACGGCGUGGUGCGUGUGCUGGAGCUCUACAGCGCUCAGAGGCGUCACAUGCUCAGUGGGCGUAACCCCAGAGGAGACGCGAGGCUCCGCCUCCUACAGGCCUUCAAACCGCACACUGCUGCCGUGACCGCUCUGGCAUUCGACCGACACGGAGACAUCUUAGCCUCAGGGAGCUCCGACUGCACCGUCUUCUUCUUCACUGUCGGGGAAACCUACAGUCCCAUCGGCUUCGUUCAUGUUCCCGGGCCGGUGCAGGAGCUGCAGUGGUCGCCUCGCUCCCACAGUGAGAGCACACUGCUCGUCCUGUGUCAGAGUGGUCAUGUGGUCGAGGUGCACAGUCCAGAUCCAAAGGCUCAGAACCCGACCAAGACCUUCCAGCUGCUGGAUCUGCCGAGAAGAUCCUUCAGGUUCAGGAGCAUCAAGUCACGAAUCAAGAGAGAAGAGGAAAUAACAAGACGUAAAGCUGUGACGGAGGAGGAGAAGAAAGAGAGAGAGAAGCGGUUACAGCAAACGGAGCGAGAGGAGGAGGAUGAAGAUGAAGAGUUACCACCCAUUUACAUCCCUGACCCUCCAAGUCCUCUCUACUGUGGUUUCUAUUCUCAGCCUGGACACUUCUGGCUCUCAAUGGGAGGUUUUGACUCUGGUUUCCUGUAUCACUGCAAAUUCCCUGAGGAGCAGGACGAGGAUCUGGAUCAGGCGUCACAUGAGCCCUUUGACUUCCUGUCCGUUCACGACACAGACGAUGACCCCGUUCUUUCUGUCACCUUCAGCACCAACAGGCAGCUGCUGCUCUGCGGCACGCACUCCGGCGUCGUCCGAGUUUACCCGCUGCAGCCGGACGACCCCGGCCUCUUGUCCAUGCGGGCGCACUGGGCCCUCAACGUCCACGACAACCAGUACGGACACCUGCGUCACAUUCGCUGUAGCCAUGACGACCGCUUUGUGCUGACAGCGGGGGACGACGGGAACAUCUUCUCCUUCAGUCUGCUUCCUCCUGAGGAGCUGCAGAGGAGCCUGCAGAGCACGAGGGCCGAGGUUCCUCCUCCGAGGGUUGGUCUUGAAAACGAAGUGUUGGCUCAGGACAUCGAGGAUCCAGCGGCUGACAGCAUAGAGACGGCGAAGCAGAACCUGGAGACGAGUCGUCUGCAGCGAGAGGCGGAGCUGAAGCUCACGGCGAAGAGGAAGAAGCUGGCCGAGCUUCAGAGGACGUACAAGCAGCUGCUGACGGACAACCAGAGGCUGUCCGAGCACGUCCGCCUCACGCCCGAGGAGCUGCAGCUGGACUCGUGUUUUCAGGAACAGGCAGAACUGGAAAAGUCCAGGCAGAUACUGGAGGUCAGAAAACAGCUGAGCUGGGAGGACGAGCGCAGUCGUGUCGCUCUGAGCAAAAUACAGGAGUGGUUCUGGGAUUCUCUGGAGGACAACGCGGUCUCCGUGGUCGGCGUCCGCAGCGACCACAGCGUCUCCACUUACCUCCUGCAAACACUCACCGAGCCGCAGACGCCGCCUGAUCACGUGACCGCGUCCACGCAACCUGGCGCAGACGGUGACGCUGCAGCCGAGCGCAGGAGACACAGAGGAGGAGCUGCAGGCGACAGCAGCCGCACUGCAGAGGAGGAGGCGCUGCGGCCCCGGGUGGCUCGACCAGCGGGGAUCAAACUGGGUGAUCGUCAAGAGGAGAAGCUGCGAAAAGCUGCAGAGAAAGCGGAGCAAGCUCGAGCCAAGAUAGAGAAGAGGAAGCAGGAAUGGACUCAACUUUACGCAGAGAAGCCUGAUGAGGACUACGAGGACCCGCAGGCCGCACGGGCCAUCCGAGACGCCCGGGACAACGUCGGAGACUUGGCGCUGAGGACAGAGACCGAGCGCACGGUGCCCGAACACCUGAGGACCAACACGGAGAGGAAGAGAGCGGAGAUUAACGUCCUGGAGAAAAACAUCCGGGACAAACAGACAGAGAUGAACGGACGCAUCGUGGCGUUGCGGGACACCAAGGUCCGCCUGGUUUCCAGGUUACAGGCUCAGGCCGAGCAGCUCCACGACGUCCAGCAGCGUCUGGCGGUUCACCUGCGCCGCCCUCCCCCCGUCCUGCCGAUGGUACGACCUGAGGAAACACCUGAGAGGAGGCUGCAGUUUGACAGCAGCACACUGGAGAGAUACAGAGUCCUCAGGGAACAGAGCAGAUUAAAGUUCAUGCAGCAGGAGGAAGAGGGAACGACACGUUUGUUGGAGCAGUUGGAGAAAGAGAGAGAUGUUCAGGAUAGAGGAGGAAACCUCCAUCCCUCACUUUCAUCAGGAAAAAUAGAAGAAGAUGAGGAAGAAGAGGAGGAGGAGCUGAAUGAGUUGGAGGCGGAGCUCCACAGGGAGGAGGAGAUUAGACUCCUCUACGAGCAGGACUCGCUGCUGGAGCAGAUGGAGCGUUCGGUGCGACGUUUCGACGCCGAGCUGCUGCUGCUGCGUCACCACAAGCUGCACCUGGACUGGCAGCUGAAGACGUCCGACCUGCGCCAUAUCACGCUCUGCCAGGAGCUGCUGCUGCUCAUGGAGUUUGAGAGGAGGGAGAGCGGCCUGCAGGGGGCGCUGGACAGACUCGUCAGGGAGGAGAAGAGCAUCGCGUCCCGCGUGGACGAGUGUGACGAGCAGCUGCGGCUGAAGCAGAGAGACGUGGUGAAGCUGCAGGAGAGACAAGCGGCCGUGGUCGCCGCCUUCCAGGCGUCGCUGGGUCAGAGCGGGAAGUUUGAAGCUUCUCUCGUCACAAUCUUCAGGAAGAACGUGACACGAGUGAAGACGCGCGAGCACAGAGGGAGCCAUGAUGAAGACGAGGACAGCGAUGAAGACUCUGAUGAGGAUGAGGACGACGACGACAGCGGCUCAGAGGACAACGCACUGCAAAACUGUGACUCACAGUUGUACGAGAACACGCUGAAGCUGCGCGAGCGUCGCGUGGACGUGGAGACGCUGCUGCAGGAGGAGAAGAGGAGAGCGGACGCUCUGAAGGAGGAGCGAGACGUCCUCGUCAAGAAGCAGAGAACAGUGAAGCUCAGUGUGACGGCGGCAGAAAACGACCUGGAGUUAAUCCACAGAGAGAAGCAGCAGAAGAUGAACGAGCUGGACGUGGUGGUUCCUCUGAGACUGCACCAGAUUGAGUUCAUCUCAGACGACUCUCUGCCGUCAGACCUGAGCGAGGUGUUGGUCGUGGACCGGACGGAACUGGACCGACUUCAGCGCCGCAUCGAGCAGCUUCACCUGGAGAAGAACCAGCAGAGAGAAGCUAAGCUGCAGGUCCGCCGAGACCACGGCCGCUUGAUCCACGACUGCAGGGACCUGAAGGCUGAGAUACGCGAGCUGGAGGAGCAGUGUGACACUCUGAUGAUGAGGAAGUUCGGGAGGUUACUGGAUCUGGAGGCUCUGCAGACGCUGACGGGGAACAGAGAGCUGGAGGAGCUGAAGCAGCAGAAGGUUCUUCAGGAGACUCAGUGGACCACGGAGAUAAAAGAGUGGGACGUGAAGGUAGAGGCGUCACAUGACGCUCUGAUGGAAGUGACCAAGCACAACACAGAACUUCUCGCCAGGAAGAAAAACCUCGUUGACGAGAACACGGAGCUGAAGCGUAAACUCGACACCAGGCAGAAAAACUCUGGGGCGCCGUUCCAGGACCACAGGAGACGUGUGGACCAGGAGGAGACCUGUCGGCUUCAGACUCUGGUGAAGAAGCAGUCGGAUCAGGCCGAGGUCAUCAGGAGAGAGAUUCACUUCCUGUCACGUAAAGGAGGCCACGUCGUUGCCCCCAGUCAGGCGCCGCUGCCCCCACUCCCCCCCGCGUCCACCACCACAGGCCACACCCACACCAGUAACCACAGACCAGGCCACACCCACACCAGUAACCACAGACCAGUGCGUCCAUUCAAACUGGCUCAAGUGUAUAAGUCACACAAGUAGAGUUGAUGUUUUCCAGUUAUUUAUUAUACAUGUUUUCUUAUUAUUAAAGAUUAAAAGAUGCUGUUUUGGUCUU
Solea solea (common sole) is the source of this 5549-nucleotide messenger RNA. Its product is annotated as cilia- and flagella-associated protein 44. Gene Ontology annotation, molecular function: protein binding. The transcript has 35 exons. Bases 98 to 5476 code for a protein of 1792 amino acids. The record is from RefSeq and is a predicted model, not a curated record. Lineage: Eukaryota; Metazoa; Chordata; Actinopteri; Pleuronectiformes; Soleidae.